GGCGCGGCCCCAGGCAAUCGAACCGGCGGGCGGCCCCCCCUCGAUAACUUGUGCGCGGAUCCGGUGACGCGCGUCCGCGGGCCAGUAACUGACGCACGGCCGACGCGAUUCGGACCCGGAGCGCAUUUCAAACGUGUUUCGAACGCGGUGUCGGUUCGUGCACCAUUCGCUCGGAUCUCGCCACUCGUUAAGAACAUCGCACGCACGCACGCGUCUUUACAGGACACCUUGGCCGCGCGCAUUUGUGCGCCAUUGCCGCGCGUCGUGCCGCGACCACGUCGAAAAUGAGCUCGUGCACCAAGGAAACCCUCUACCAAAAGCUGAGUAGAAAAAAAGCUUACGUAGAAGAGAUCGGUGUAGAAGGAAAUGAAAAAUUUAAACGAGUGCUGAACAUUUUCGAUUUGACUGCUCUGGGAACGGGUUCGACACUGGGAUGUGGUGUGUAUGUAUUGGCCGGAACAGUGGCCAAAUCCGUUGCCGGUCCAGCAGUGGUAUUGUCUUUCAUAUUAGCCGCAACGGUGUCUUCGUUUUCAGGAGUUUGUUAUGCUGAAUUCGCCGGCCGAGUGCCCAAAGCUGGAUCUGCGUAUAUUUACAGCUACGUGGCCGUAGGAGAGUUUAUUGCGUUCGUUAUCGGCUGGAACUUGUUGCUAGAACAUACGAUAGGCACCGCUGCUGUUGCGAAAGCGAUGAGUAACUAUUUAGAUUCUUUACUCGGAGACCCGCAAAAAAAGUUUAUGAAAAAACAUUUUCCGAUACACAUGGAAUUUUUGGGCGAAUAUCCAGAUAUUGCGUCUUUUCUGUUUAUCAUGAGCAUCGCCUUGGUUGUAGCUUGGGGUGUUCGGAAAUCGUCAUCUCUCAAUAACCUUUUCACCUCAUUGAAUUUAUUGACUGUAUGCACAGUUAUUGUCAGUGGAUUUUAUUUUGCAAAUUUGUCCAAUUGGUUUAUUCAAAAAAAAGAUAUUCCACCUGAAGCAAAUGGAGGCGAAGGUGGAUUUUUACCAUUUGGCUGGACAGGAAUGGUCGCAGGAGCUGCGAGAUGUUUUUACGGUUUCAUCGGAUUCGAUUCAAUCGCUUCAACGGGCGAAGAAACAAAAAAUCCAAAAAGAACGAUACCACUGGCUAUUGUUUUGACGUUGUUUUUUGUGACGUUAGCGUAUUCUAGCGUAGCGUCCGUAUUAACUUUGAUGUGGCCAUAUUAUGAUCAAGACCCAAAUGCACCUUUACCAGUCAUUUACGAAAACUUGGGAAUGCCUUUGUUGAAAUAUUUGGUUACAGGCGGCGCAGUGUUCGCUCUUUUUACCACUUUAAUAGGGUGUUUGUUUCCAAUACCACGUAUUUUGUACGCGAUGUCCAGUGACGGUCUGUUGUUUAAAUUUUUAUCGACAAUUAACGAAAAAACAAAGACACCUUUUAUAGCUGCGAUCAUUUGUGGAGUCUGUGCAGGAUUACUGUCAACCAUAUUCAAUCUCGAGCAGCUAGUUGAUAUGGCAUCUAUUGGAACUCUUCAGUCGUACAUGAUUGUGUGCGUCUGCGUUUUAAUACUCAGGUAUAGUAAUAAUAAUGCAUGUAGCCAAGAAAUUGACGAUUCUGAGGUAUAUUCGUUUUCAAAAUGGUUUACCGUAUCGAGCAUGAGAAUGACGAAUAGUUACACCCAAUAUGUAUCAAGAGUGUUAAUUCUCUUAUACUCCGUUGCCGCGAGUGUGUUUUGCCUUUGCGUGGUAAACUGGAAUUACUUCGAUGGCACCGUUAACACCGUACUGAGCAUCACGAUUUUCGUUUCGUUGGUGAUCUUAAUAACCGCCACAAUGCUAUUACACCGGCUACCGCAAGCUGUUGAAAACUUAUCGUUCAAGGUACCGUUCGUCCCGUUCGUGCCCUGUUUGAGCAUAGUUCUGAACCUAUACCUAAUGAUGGAGCUGAACUUCAAGACGUGGAUAAGAUUUUGCGUAUGGUUAUUCAUCGGUCUAUUGAUAUAUGCUUUCUAUGGGAUUCGUCAUAGUUUAGAACGUGAAAAUAUUACAAAGAAAAAUAUCGAAAAUAAAGAAAUUAGCUGCGAACCAAAAAUCUCCAAUCAAUAGUACGAUAAAUAUAUAUUUAAGUUUAUUAAUUUGUUCAUACGAAAAAAAAACCACCAUCUUAUACAGUAUUAUAUUU
Sipha flava (yellow sugarcane aphid) is the source of this 2154-nucleotide messenger RNA. Its product is annotated as cationic amino acid transporter 2-like. The record is from RefSeq and is a predicted model, not a curated record. Gene Ontology annotation, cellular component: plasma membrane. The coding region runs from base 285 to 2078 and encodes 597 amino acids. Lineage: Eukaryota; Metazoa; Arthropoda; Insecta; Hemiptera; Aphididae. Gene Ontology annotation, molecular function: amino acid transmembrane transporter activity. Gene Ontology annotation, biological process: transmembrane transport; amino acid transport. The transcript is spliced from 14 exons.